UUUUAGCAGAAAACUGUUAAUUUUAAAAUCCUAUAUGGGAAAGUCAAUUACAUGCAAUGACAAUUUUCGGCCACCAGGGGAGCCUGGUCCCCCCUUAACUCCGCGUAUGGUUAUAGGAUGUCAUUUUAUGUUAUAUAUUGCUUUCAAACAAUGUGUUAAAGGGUUAACAGCAAUCAGUAUGUUUUACAUUAAGAGUAGUGUAACCUAAGAUGUGCCGCAUUUUACAACUUGUAAUCUUUCGGUUUAAUUAGCGACUGACUUGUCCUAGACUACUCAGUAUAGAGUCAGUCGGUCGUGACCUGAGGCCGGCAAACCGCAGCGUCUUUGCGGCGUCAAGGUCGGCGGACGCUCCGCUGCCGCACCAGACGAACCACUCAGCAAAACAAAGGGGGCGCGAUGCCUUGCCCCCCUCCUGCCGGCGACGUGGUUUGCCUCGCGGUGGCGGGGUGGCUUUCCGUGGCAGUUGCUGUAAACUGUGAAAAUGUCAAACUUGCAGACUGAGCGUCGCCAGCCAGGCUUGCGUCACUAACCGGACCAGACCGCAUCACGGCGUCGUCCGAUAUCCAUCCGCCUGCUUUUACCGGUCCGUCCCCUCAAGGUAGUGAAAGUAAUUUCAAUUAGCGUGUAAUAUAAUCCCUAAUGUAUGUUACUUUAACGUUUCGCGUUCUUUCAUCGCGCGUUUAUAUUGUUAUAAUUUGUUGUUUACAUUACUUGGUUCACCUGAAAUGAAAGAUUGAUGCACUGACGGACUUGAAAGAGACUCGAAUUUAUAGCAUGUUUGUCAGGUAGCAAGACCGCGGAGGGAUCUGGAUCGCCGGCGCUGCGGUUCCAGCCAGCCUGACGCCGCCGUGGCUGCUGUGUGGCGCUCGGGCUGGAGCCUGCAGGAGCCUAGUAGACGCAGGCAGGCCGACCCACCUCCUGCGGCAAGCCAGCGAAAUGACCACCGGAAGCUUUUCCGGUUACCCUUCAUAACAAUAGCCCUAUAGUAAAUAUUUACCCUGGUUUGGUUUUAAUUUAAUUUAAAUAGUCAGACCCAUGCCGACUGGCCAAAUUCCCACAGACUUGUUUAAUAGGCUCAUUUUCAGAGACAGGACAGAUUUAUGUAGGUUUACUUUUGUUGCUUAAUUCCUCAAUUGAUUCGUUAAUAUUUUCCUGUUCACUGAUUCACUAUCUUGGGCAGCCCGAGACGUCCAGUCAUUUUUGACUGUGAAAGGUGAAUGAAUGAAUGUUUUGUCACGCUUUCAAAUGGCUUUGACGUCCAGCCCAAUCAAUAGCACUGAAACAUGAGCAGCCACAACUUGUCCUCACAGUUUAAAUGCAUUGGACGUCUGUUGGCAGGCAAUGGGUUAAUAGUAAGUAUAUAGCAACGAGUGAUUGCUCCCAACUCUCUUAAUUGGCAUUAAUAACACUGAAACAUAAUCAUUCACUACCAGACCGUUUAAAGCUUCGUGCUUUUCAUUUUUUUUUUUAUUUUGAAACACGCACAGCGGAUGUGCUCAACUCAAAAGUGAAAACACACCCGCUCAGACGCGCACCUUCGCAAGCUUGAGUUGACACACUGACUGGAAUACUACUAAAGUGGAGACAGUUCGGCUCCUGGGCGUCUUCACAAGAGAGAGAGAGACGCCACAAGACCUUCCUCCUACUGACUGGAAAACUGUCCUCUCAUCAGCAACAGCAUCUCAGCUUCUCUUGACACACCAACUUGGAAAAUAAGGCGCCUGAAAAACCAAGUGCACACAUCAAAAAGGAUGCCACAAACCUAGACCCGGGUCAUCGACAUUGAGAAUAUCAGGAACAACGAGGAACCAUGAACUCGUCCACUUCCAUCACUUCGCUCUUCUCCUUCACAAGCCCGGCGGUGAAGCGUCUGCUGGGCUGGAAGCAAGGCGACGAGGAAGAGAAAUGGGCUGAGAAGGCUGUGGAUUCCUUGGUGAAGAAGCUCAAGAAGAAAAAGGGAGCCAUGGAGGAGCUGGAAAGGGCCCUAAGCUGCCCUGGACAACCAAGCAAGUGCGUUACCAUCCCGCGCUCACUAGAUGGGAGACUGCAGGUGUCUCACCGCAAGGGCCUGCCUCACGUCAUCUAUUGCCGGGUUUGGCGCUGGCCCGACCUGCAGUCGCACCAUGAGCUCAAGGCGCUAGAUUGCUGUGAGUUCCCCUUCGGCUCCAAGCAGAAAGACAUCUGCGUCAAUCCGUACCACUAUCGACGUGUUGAAACACCUGUUCUACCGCCUGUCCUGGUUCCACGCCACAGCGAGUUCAACCCUCAGCACAGCCUACUGGCCAAGUUCCGCAACGCCUCGUUGCACAAUGAACCCCUGAUGCCGCAGAACGCAACCUACCCCGAGUCCUUCCCACCGCUCCCGGGCUCUUCAUCCUCCUUCCCAUCCUCGUCACCGUCCUCCACGUCUCACGGACGCUCGCCCCCCUCGCAUUGUUACCCCGAUUCUCCCGCCAGCUCCGCCGAGCCGGGUAGCCCAUACCACAUCGCGGAGACUCCUCCUCCACCGUACAGCAUGAUGGAGUCAAGCCCCCAAGAGGACGUGAAACCCGGCAUCUCCACGGAAACCACCAAGCUGACCUUCUCCGCUCCACAUACAGGCAAGUUUAGCAUCUCUCACGGCAUGUAUAGCAAGAAAGUUUGGUCAUUUGGUCGUCAUCUUCUAGAUCUGCGUCCAGUGUGUUAUGAAGAACCCGAGUACUGGUGCUCCAUCGCCUACUACGAACUGAACAACCGAGUGGGCGAGACGUUUCACGCGUCGUCUCGCAGCGUACUGGUGGACGGCUUCACGGACCCCUCCAACAACAAAAACCGCUUUUGUCUCGGCCUGCUGUCCAACGUUAACCGUAAUUCCACCAUCGAGCAUACGCGGAGGCACAUCGGCAAAGGCUUACACCUGUACUACGUGGGCGGCGAGGUGUACGCAGAGUGCCUGAGCGACAGCAGCGUGUUCGUGCAGAGCCGCAACUGUAACUUUCAGCACGGAUUCCACGCCACCACCGUGUGUAAGAUCCCGAGCGGCUGCAGUCUGAAGAUCUUCAACAACCAGCUCUUCGCGCAACUGCUCGCCCAGUCAGUCAACCACGGCUUCGAGGUGGUCUACGAGCUCACCAAGAUGUGCACCAUCCGCAUGAGCUUUGUCAAAGGUUGGGGGGCGGAAUAUCACCGCCAGGAUGUGACCAGCACCCCUUGCUGGAUCGAGGUGCAUCUGCACGGGCCCCUUCAAUGGCUGGACAAAGUUCUCACUCAAAUGGGCUCCCCACACAACCCAAUCUCAUCAGUGUCCUAGCAGGGAGGCGUGGGGGUACAAAUUCAGGUUGUGGUCCUUGUUUACUUGUGAGAAUGACUUUCAUUUUGCUUUGUUUUCUUGUGUAUCCUGGCAGCACUUCAAAACUAUGCAGCGCUUAUGUGUGAUUUAAUUAUUUUAACAUACUGACCAAUGUUGUGUUUGUACUUAUAUUGAACUUUUUUUCCUCCAAGGCUAAAAUGAGCUCGGUCAAACUAAUAUUACAGCGGAUUUGUGACUCGUGUAUUAGGCUAAUGAGGCACAGACAACUAUAUGCAUGAACUUAAUGUAAUUCAAGAGUUUUAAUUAAAUAUUUUUAUUUCACUGUGCUCAAAGAUCAUAGAGCUUGUGCAGAUGAAUACAACAUUUCUGUUAGUGGACAUUUCCUUCAGGUUUUUCCUCAAAGCAACAAAACUGUCAACAAAUGUUGUGAAAUCAACAAUACAUCAGAAACAACAAAAACUAAAACACAAUGGCUGUAAAUACAAUAAAUAAUGGUGGCAGACUGCUUGGCACGUGUGUUGAUGGUCAGCAUCCGCUAAAGUUGUGCUGCAGCGCCAGGCCUCGACUCUGCGUCGCCAAGAUGUUCUGCUGCUGCUGAAGGAAGUGGAUCACCUCGGGACUCCUAAGCAGCGACUGGUGGACGACAUCGCAGUGAGUGGGAAUGACGAAAGACUACAGCAUAACCCAUAUUUGUAAUGGUAAUACAUUUUUGUGUGUUUACAAAUUGUAGAUUUGCACCUGGAAUGUACGCUUUGACAAACUGUUGUUGUGCAGCGUUAGUGACUUACCAGUCUUUUUUGGUUAAGCACCUGCUCAAUGAGGGAGGGUCGCACUGGGCGGUCCCCCAUGACUCCUAAACGCUGCUUGUUGACGGACACGGGCCGCUCCUCACAGUUGUCCUAAAGACAACACAGACAAGUCCUGUAAUGUAGGGCUGCAUCUAACGAUUUAUUUCAUAAUCGAUUAAUCGGACGAUAAAAGAUUAAUCGGAUAAAUGUGACUUUUUUUCAAUUACCUUCACAAUUUACCUUGAAGUUGUUUUAGGCAUGUUGUAAGUACAAGACAAAAUCGACGACUCUCCUUCAAAAUUAUUUUAUUAGUUUCCUGUCUUAACUGUAUCGAAUAUCAAAUUCGUUGGCAACUACCGUAAUUUCC
This is a messenger RNA of Corythoichthys intestinalis (scribbled pipefish), 4444 nucleotides long. It is a transcript of the gene smad9, whose product is annotated as SMAD family member 9. Gene Ontology annotation, molecular function: RNA polymerase II cis-regulatory region sequence-specific DNA binding; DNA-binding transcription factor activity, RNA polymerase II-specific; I-SMAD binding. Gene Ontology annotation, cellular component: heteromeric SMAD protein complex. Gene Ontology annotation, biological process: cell differentiation; anatomical structure morphogenesis; regulation of transcription by RNA polymerase II. The record is from RefSeq and is a predicted model, not a curated record. The transcript has 8 exons. NCBI's taxonomy places the organism in Eukaryota, Metazoa, Chordata, Actinopteri, Syngnathiformes, Syngnathidae. Bases 1811 to 3289 code for a protein of 492 amino acids.